Molecule: messenger RNA, 618 nt
Organism: Anolis carolinensis (green anole)
Lineage: Eukaryota; Metazoa; Chordata; Lepidosauria; Squamata; Anolidae
Product: apolipoprotein C-II
Exons: 4
Coding region: 203-505 (100 amino acids)
Biological process (GO): chylomicron remnant clearance; positive regulation of lipoprotein lipase activity; positive regulation of phospholipase activity
Cellular component (GO): low-density lipoprotein particle; spherical high-density lipoprotein particle; chylomicron
Molecular function (GO): phospholipase activator activity; lipid binding; phospholipase binding
Source: RefSeq, a predicted model, not a curated record
UCGAAAGGGAGCAGAAGUCCCAUUGGGCGAGGGGAUUCUGGGAGCAGGUGGAGGACCAGAAGGAGGACUGCCGACUGGACCUCUGCCCAUCUCUUUCCCGGCCAGAGCUCAGUCGGUCCAGAAGACGGACAAGGCGGAUUCCAGCAGAGAGGUUGUGUCUGCAAAGUUCUCUCUUCCAACAUCUCAGGCAACCGUGGUGAAAAUGGGUCUCAAAUUGGUGGCCGCAACACUCUUGUUAGUGGUCCUCUGCUCCGAAAUCUCCAGCUUCCGCCUGCAGAAACGAGAAGCUCAGGAGGAGACGCAAGUCCUGACCCAAAUCCAAGAGGCAGCCAAAGGAUACUGGGACCAAGUUUCCAAUACGACAAUGGGCUGGUUUGGCCAAUUCAAAGUCCUUGGGUUUAAUGAGAAACUCAGCGACAUGUACGAAAAGGGCUCCUCGGCCGUGAGCACCUACUGGAACAUCAUCUCCGACCAAGUCUAUCACCACUGGCACGGCGAUCAAUAAACAGCGUGGUUUGCAAGGCCCACGGUCCUCCGGCUUGCUUUUCGUACAAUUCGGACACAAACAUCUGUCUUCCCUGCUUCCCAAGUGAAUAAAAUGUCUUUCCUUCCCCCUGA